Molecule: messenger RNA, 1885 nt
Organism: Heterobilharzia americana
Lineage: Eukaryota; Metazoa; Platyhelminthes; Trematoda; Strigeidida; Schistosomatidae
Source: the annotation of a GenBank genome assembly
CUACAACAGAAAGUUUGAAGUCUGAAUGACCUUUAAAGGUCAACCGAACUUUCAAUCGAGCCUGUCUCAUAUAUACUUAACGUUCUAUGGAAGAUCAACUACUUUUCGAAAAUCUAGACGAGAAACUAGAGGAUGAAAAUGGAUUUAUUACUGCGAAUUGGUUGUCUAUCACUUUUGACGUGAAUAUAGAUGAAUCCAGACGUGUGAUGGCGUCGUACAUUCGAGCACGUGACAGCUUAUCAUCUGUGUAUUUACUGACUGGGAUCAGUUCACAAGGUGAUAUAUUAGUAAAAAUGGUCAACUCAGAACAGAUUUCACUGGCCGAGAAAUCUUUCUUGUCUCCACCCAAACGUGUUGUGUAUAGCAUACAACGCCAAAAGUGCAAGGAUUCUUUAUCAUUAGCAUGUUAUGAUUUGUUGCAUGAUAUUUCUGAAAGUCAGUUGAAAAGACUAGUCAGUAUUCCAUGGGAACCGUCUAAAAAAUCAUUUCGUGCUCCAUUGUCAUGUCGAGAAAAUCAGGAACAUGUUCAACAGACGACACAGCAAGCUGAAGUAAAGAUUGAAGUCCCUACGCUUCCAAAAGUUGCUACUAUUGGACAUGAUGAAAAAAUCAAAACAUCGAAUCUGAAAAACUUCUUCAACAAAGCCGAGAAACCUGUCCAAAUUGCUCGGAAGGACUUUAAUUUAGAUUCGAAGAAUAAAAUACCACCUAAGCCAACAGAGAACCGAAAACCAAAAGAGGCAGCUAUGACAGAAGAAGAUGAAGAAAUUGGUCCAAAAAAUACACACUUAUCACAAAAACGAAAACGUAUUGUCAUUGAAUCUGAUGAGGAGGAUGAAGAAAAUACGGAAUCUGGAGAUUGUAAAUCCUCUGAGUUAAUCAUUUCAAAAGUAAUUCCAAAACGCAGCAAUAAAUCCGUUCAGAAAACACAAAAUUCUUAUAAGAAAGAUAAAGAAAAAGUAUUGGCUUCUGACUCAGAAGCUGAUUCAUUCGUUGCUGAACCCACAAAGUUAGAAAAAUCACCUAACAAAAUGAAAAAGAUAAACGUAAAAGUUUUAUCAACACCGAAUAAACUUGAAGUAAAUUCUAAAAACUCAGAAAAGUCUACGGAAUUAAUUCGUCCAAACCGUAUACGUCACCAAGUAAUGAAAACGUUUGCAGAUGAAGAUGGCUUUAUGGUUACAGAAAAAGGUUGGGAAAGUGCCUCAGAUGACGAAAUCGUCAAACCAGUAGAGUCCUCCAAAGUUGAUUCAAAUCAGAAUGGAAAAAAUCAACCUAGCUUACAAAUGGAGCCGGAUAAAGCUGUUCUACUAACUGCAUCUCCUACCGUCUUACAAACUCUUAAUAUCCAACUUCUCUUCUCUUAUGUCCUUCCGUGUAUUUUCAUUGCACUCAUAAUCAGUGAUAAAGUUAAAACCGAGUGAUAUCUUGUGCGUUGGGAUUUGUCAAUGAAAGCCAUCGAGAUUUUGGAAAAUACUGUGUUUCAGUGACUACUGCUAUCCGUCUCAAAUUGUUGGUUUUUCGAAAUACUGUCGAUAGGUUACUAAAUUUACGGAUAUUCUUCUUGCUACUUAUAAGUAGUUAGAUGUUCACAACGAUUUUAUGUAACUCAUCACAUCCACCUUUUUGAAGUUUUGAAUCUGAUUUUUCUUUUCACAAGUGUUUGAUAAAAAAAAUUUCUUGUUCUGCUUUAUAGAAACUGGGAAAGCAGUUGAACAAAAAAGUAUGAACAAUAAACCAACAGUAAAACAAGCUUCAUUAUCAUCAUUUUUUAAACCUAAUAUCACUACUACCUAAUUAAUUGAUAAAUAUAUAUUAACAUAUGCUUUGUACAACACCGUAUCGUUGUCAUUUCAUCAAUACAAGAGAUUUAUUUAGAUUAAAA